Molecule: messenger RNA, 1752 nt
Organism: Aegilops tauschii subsp. strangulata
Lineage: Eukaryota; Viridiplantae; Streptophyta; Magnoliopsida; Poales; Poaceae
Product: tRNA-specific adenosine deaminase TAD1
Biological process (GO): RNA processing; adenosine to inosine editing
Cellular component (GO): cytoplasm; nucleolus
Molecular function (GO): tRNA-specific adenosine deaminase activity; adenosine deaminase activity; double-stranded RNA adenosine deaminase activity
Source: RefSeq, a predicted model, not a curated record
UCCUUCAUUCUCCCCCCACUGCCUCGCCGUCUCCCUCCUCCGCCGUCGCGGAUCCAUCCCACAGCCGGAAUCCCUCCUCCCUCGGCCGUAUUUCCUCCUUUCUCGGUGCCCGGUCGCGCCACCGCAAACCGAGCGGGGGAUCAGCUCGAGCGCCGGCGGGGGCGCGGUAGGGUGGCCGCGCGCAUCGGCGGCGACCAGAGAGGAGGAGGAAGACGGCGGGGUUCUCGCGCGCGGCGGAGCAGGAGAAGGGCGCCAGCUGCUUCAGGCUGUAACCUCUGGACCCGCCUAAAUGCUCCGAUCCUCCUCGCCGCAGACGCUAGACGGCGUCCUGUGGGCCGAGGCUGCCUCCUCGGCUGCCCUCCGCCAGUACUGUGCCCUCCCCAAGAAGGGCAAACCGCAGGGGCGCGAGUCCACCGUCCUCGCCGCCUUCCUGAUCUCCUCCCCAGAGAACCCUCUCAACCCCACCGUCCUAUCCCUCGCCACUGGCACCAAGUGCCUCGGUGCAGCUCGUCUCGGACCUCGUGGUGACCUCGUCCAUGACGCCCAUGCCGAGGUCAUUGCACGACGCGCGCUUCUCCGCCUCGUCUAUGCCGAGAUCAGCGCAGAAAACCCGUCAAGUUGGCUGGUUGCCUCUGGUGCUGAUGGGCGAUGGAGGCUGAAGGACGGGCAUCAGCUGCAUCUCUACAUCACCCAGCUCCCCUGUGGGGUCAUGCCGGUGCCGCCGUCACCCUUGGAGGUUCGAAGGGAACAACUAGAUACCAUGGUGAAUGGAUACAGUGAUGUUGGUUUCGUUCAGAGGAAGCCAGGGCGUGGUGAUACAACAUUGUCAGUGAGCUGUUUUGACAAAAUUACUCGUUGGUGUGUCGUCGGGAUUCAAGGUGCGCUGCUAUCACACAUUCUCGAACCCUUAUAUUUGUCCACCAUUACCAUUGGACAAUCACCUGAUGCUGCACCUGAAGGGUUUUGUAUUGAAGAUAACGUUGUAAAGGUUCUUGGUGCUCGUUUGUCCUGUCUAUCUGGAAAAGUCCCUGACCCUCUUAAACCGAGCAAGCCACUAUUUUUUGAGGCACCUAUUCCCCCUAAAGAAUUUCAACAGACUUCAGGAGAUAUACCCCCUUUGACAUGCGGGUACUCAAUAUGCUGGAAUAAAUCUGGCUUGCAUGAAGUUGUCUUAGGAACAACUGGGAGAAAACAAGGCACAUCUUCAAAGGCAGCAUCCUUACCCUCCACUGAGUCAUUGCUCUGCAAGAUAAGAUUGGCAGAGGCCUUCAUAUCACUUGAACAUCCAUUAGUCACAAAAUUCCGUCAUGAGAAGAUUUCUUAUCGUGCAAUUAAGGAUAUGGCUUGUGAGUACCAGCAGAUACUUGAGCUUCUUAGGAAGGCUCCAUUUUUUGCCCAAUGGCGUGCUAAGCCAACAUCGGUUGAUUCGUUUACAGUUCCACGGUCAUAACCAGAUCUCGAAGUUCUAUGCUGCGUCCCAGAGGCUGGUUCUUGAAGUUCCUUGAUUUCACCAUAAUUGUAGCAGUUUUCUGUACCAGCUCUUCCAACUUAUUUGUAGCAUGUAUGCUUUUGCACAAUACUGAAGUAUUGAACAGUCGUAGCCUGUAACAAACCUAUAAAGCCGUGUGAUGUUUGGCACCAUGAGGUGGGUGCUUAUAUGGAUUGGUAACUGUGUAACUCUUGUUCUUUUAAUUGUUGGAGAGAAAAAGAAAAGGUGAAGCAAUGGGCACACAAUAAAUAUGUUCACUCUGA